AGUAGAUCAAUCACUUGACGGAACCUGACUGCAGAUUGUAUUUUUCUUUCCGCCACUCUCUUGCGUUCAUCCUUUGUUUUCCUUCUGUAGAAGAAUAAUAUAAUUUGAAUUAAAGAAGGCACAUCAUUAUAUCGCCACGAAAUCAAUCAGCAGCCUUUACAUGUGUACGCACAUCAUUCAGCCAGCGUCGUCUCCAAGUUCGGCCUCUUCACGUGCUGUAACGGGAAAUCCGCCGCCGAGGAGAACCAGAAGCACUGGAGAGCGGCCAUCGUUUGUGCCGCCGCAUUUUUUUCCAACGGAGAAAUGGCACCUCUCUCUCUCUCUCUCUCUCUUUCUCCUCCGGGUCGCAGUCGCAAUGGGAGAAGUUGCUGUCUUUGUUGAGACUAACUUGGGAACCCGAAUCGCCAUGACGGUGCCUCUCGAUAUCACAUCACCCGAUUUCAUGAGAAAACUUGAGGAAACACAUGCAAGUUGCCUUUCCAGCUUAGGGGAGAUACGAGUUCAUGCUCUCAUGGUUCCAAGAAAGUCUCACUUGUAUUACCUUGCUCAAUCUGUGCCUAUAAAGUACAUCUUCCGGGAUAACCAUCCUAAGCCCUGGUUUAUCCACGCAGAAGCUACACUUGUUAACAGACCACAAGACCCACGCAUAUCCAACUGCUUUGGUAAAUCUCAAAUUGGACAUUGCUCCGGUUCUAAUAAAUCCCCUCAAGGAGGAGUAGUUGGGCUGAUCCAUGGUGUAAACAAGAAGACAACGAAGAGAGAGUUUGUUGGUUUUGAAACCAUAGUAAGAUCUUCAUUGUCAACCGCAACAGCUGCUGACUUGAACUCGAAAUGUUUCAUACCAAAAACGCCGGAGAGGGAAACUGGAGAGACUGCGAGUAAAAAAAGUGAAACAAUAAGCAAUAAGCUAAUUGUGGCUGCAAACAACAUCAGAAUGCAAGGAAUGUCUAGAAUGUCUUGUUCACUAUCAUCAUCUAUUUUCAGAAGCAAGAAUCGGAGAAAGAGAUGCAUAGAUGCUAAGACACUCGCUUCUCUUGCAAAGUUUAUGGUCUUUGAGAUACCUGAUACCGAGGAUUGAGUCACCAAAAGCGAGGGAGAGAUACUUUGGACAAAGAAGAUAUGGCUACAUUUCUUCAGUUUGUCACCGGAACAUCAAAGGUUCCUUUAGAAGGUUUCAGGUUUGCUUGAACAAAUCUUACCUUCAGAACCAGUGAAAACCCAUCAAUCCGACUUCUCUGUAUAUGCAUGUAAGCUUCAUACUUGUACAUCCUCUUUAGAUUUUAUCCGUCCAUAGGAUCUUUUGGUAAAUGACUGAAGAAUGGAAAAAAAAAACAUCGGAGAGGCUACUUUUAUCUGUCAUAUAUGUUAAGACUAUUAUUAGGAGUUAGGACCUUUCUUGUGUUUCUCUUUAGAUUUUGUAAAGCAAAAGAUCUUUAAAACAGAAGAAUUUAAGUUGCAAACUUACAAACAUUUAUUUAGUA
Messenger RNA from Brassica napus (rape), 1481 nucleotides. RefSeq lists its product as uncharacterized. The transcript has 5 exons. Lineage: Eukaryota; Viridiplantae; Streptophyta; Magnoliopsida; Brassicales; Brassicaceae. The record is from RefSeq and is a predicted model, not a curated record. The coding region runs from base 161 to 1078 and encodes 305 amino acids.